UAUUUGUUUGCAAACAAAUUAAGUGUUUGUUUUGAAUACGAGUUUAUUUGUUGUCAAAAAAGUUAUGAUAAGUCUUAUUAAAUGAACAAUUGGUUAGAAAAUUGAUUCAUAAAAUCAAUUACUUGUUUGUGAUGUUAUGCUAAACAAGUCGUAACUGUUUGACUAAUAUAUCCGGACAUCGAUCGGGAAAAGUUGACCGAAAGACAAGAACCAAAGCAAUGGCAUUGUUUACAUCAGACUGGAAUCCAUUGGGAAAAGAUAUUUAUUACCGAAAGUUUGAAUUGAAUCCAAUGCUUUGGUCACAUGAAGUCAACCUCAAAGACUUUUUCAUUACUGGCGCAUCAUUUGGCGGACCAAUUGCAUUGGUCGAGAAGAAGAAUUGGAACCGUUUGCAGACCACUAAUGGCACGAAUACUGUUAAGUCAAAUGUUAACAGUAUUUUCAUUUUUUCGUCUUUUGGUACACUCUUAUCGACUAUCAAAUGGACGGCCAAUACGUUAGCAUUGAUCGAGUGGUCCAAUCGUGAAGAUUUGUUGUGCAUUCAAGAUGACGGUAUAGUUUUGGUUUAUGACAUCUUUGGUAAUCUACAAAAUACAUUUACUUUGGAUCAAGAGAUACGCGACACUAAGAUAUUAGAGUGCAAAACAUUUCAUGGCAUUCACGGCACCGGUAUUGCCGUUUUGACCACUUCUUAUAGGUUUUUUGUUCUGAAUAAUAUAAAUGAGCCGAAAAUAAGACGUUUGGCUGAAGUUCCUGGUCUUGCAAAGAGUCCUUCGAGUUGGGCAGUGAUUGCAUCAAACGGUGAGACCAUUGUAUUGGUAGCCAAAGAUAAUGAUUUAUAUUCACUGAAUGCCAACGACCAGAGUUGUCAGCCUAUGAAUACUCCAUUUAGUUCACCAUUUAAUGAGAUCACCGAAAUGAGUAUCUCAUUUGAUUCAACACAUGUCGCUCUUUUGACCGAUACUGGCAUUCUUUGGAUGGGAUGGAUUGACACGAAUUUACAUAAUUACUGUGAAUUUGAAACAAAGACAAAAACAAAACCACAACAACUCUUGUGGUGCGCAAACUCAGCAGUUGUCGGUCUUUGGAAAAAUAUUUUGUUAGUAGUCGGACCCGAUAAAGAUUGGCUUAAUUAUGUCAUCGAUCAACCGGUACAUAUGGUACAAGAAAUUGAUGGCAUUCGCAUUGUUGCCAACGAUAUACACGAAAUGUUUCAAAGAGUUAGUCCAGUAGUGGUCGAUAUAUUUGGUAUCGGCUCAAUAGCUGCCGGCGCUCUAUUGCUUGAAGCAAAUAAGGAGUUUCAACGGCACAGUCAUAAAGCCGAUGAAUAUAUACGAAUGAUAUACGAGAGAAACGAAAUGGAAAAAUCAGUCGAACAAUGCAUUGAAGCGGCCGGUCAUGAGUAUGGGAUCAGCACUCAGAAGAUGUUAUUAAGAGCCGCUUCUUUUGGAAAAUGUUUUGUACCGAAAAUAAAUACACAAAACUUCGUACAAAUGUGUCAAACAUUAAGAAUAUUGAAUGCCAUAAGACAUCACACAAUAGGAAUUCCGUUGACUUAUACCCAAUUGGAAAUGUUAACAAUGGAAACACUAAUCGAUCGAUUAAUACUUAGACGCAAUUUUUGUUUAGCACUUCGUAUUGCUUCGUAUCUGAAAUUACCCGAUGAGAGGGGCGCCGCCCGAGUACUCGGCAAUUGGGCUCUUCUUAAAGUUAAGCAAACAUUCUUAGAUGACGAGCGCAUUGCGCGCGACAUUUCCAAUAAACUGGGUUAUAGUUCGGGUAUCUCUUAUUCCGAUAUCGCUAACAAAGCUAUUGAAUUUGGCCGAACCCAACUGGCCAUCAAGUUGCUUGAUCACGAGUUAAGGGCCAGUCAACAGGUGCCACUCCUUUUGAAGCUCAAACAACAUCGUUUGGCUUUAAAGCGAGCCAUAGAAAGUGGUGACACUAAUCUAAUUCAUACGGUUAUCAUACGUUUACGGGAAGUACUUCCGGCCGGUGAGUUCUUGAUGACAAUCAGAGAUUAUCCAAUUGCUUAUUCGUUAUUUAAAAAGUAUUGUAAUGAAGCGGAACCCGAAAAGUUGACUGAUCUGUACUAUCAAGAAGACGACUUUGUCUCUGAAGCCAACUCUUAUUUAUUUAGGAGUUUAAAAGCUUGUUCUUUGACUCAACAACAGAGUUGUCUUCAGUCUGCUCUCGAUUCAUACAAAAAGUCUAAAAAUGAUUUUAAUUCAUCGAUUAUUGACGAAAAUAUACGUCUUAUUAAAUAUCAAAUUAAACUGAAGGAUAAAUUUCAGAAAAAUUAUAUUAAUUUGUCGUUACAUCAAACUAUGAGACAACUCAUUGUAGACAAAGAAUAUAAAUUAAGCGAAGAGUUGAAGAAAGAGUUCAAAGUUGGCGAUCGCAGGUAUUGGUGGCUCAAAGUGACUGUUUUGGCUGAAAUGGGCGAAUGGCUUGAAUUGGAAAAAUUUAGCAAAAUUAAGAAAUCUCCCAUUGGUUAUGAACCAUUUGUUGACAUUUGUCUCGAUCACCACAACCGAUAUGAAGCACAAAAAUAUUUGCUCAAAAUUAAUGAAGAAAAUAGAGUCAAAUAUUAUGUCAGAUGCGGUCUCUUAGAAGAUGCGGCUAAGUUUGCCUUUGAAGCCAAAGAUAUAGAGGCGUUAGACUAUGUGUUGAGCAAAUGUGGACCAACUAACCGAAUGUUAGCCGAUAAGAUCAUCACUUUGAAGAGUCAAAUCAUAGCUAAAUAA
Molecule: messenger RNA, 2747 nt
Organism: Oppia nitens
Lineage: Eukaryota; Metazoa; Arthropoda; Arachnida; Sarcoptiformes; Oppiidae
Gene: Vps16A
Product: vacuolar protein sorting-associated protein 16 homolog
Exons: 5
Coding region: 219-2747 (842 amino acids)
Biological process (GO): intracellular protein transport; vacuole fusion, non-autophagic; endosomal transport
Cellular component (GO): endosome; lysosomal membrane; cytoplasm
Molecular function (GO): actin binding
Source: RefSeq, a predicted model, not a curated record